CUGACCUCACUCCUAGCUGACUGAGCUCAGACCCAAGCUUCUGUGAAAUCCACAUCUACCCUUUUUCUUGUGGUCUCCAGAAAAGUCCUUGCAACUUGGAUUGGUUUGUUGUGGCUGAUCAUUUUUUCCGCAGGCUUCAGAGUCACCUGAGGUAUACUGCACAGACUUGGCUUGGUCCUCAACAUUUACCACACACCCACGCCAAACCGGAGGCUGUCACCAUGACAAGAGACCAGAAUGGGACCUGGGAGAUGGAGAGUAAUGACAACUUUGAAGGCUACAUGAAAGCCCUGGAUAUUGAUUUUGCCACCCGCAAGAUCGCAAUAUAUCUGAAGCAGACAAAAAUCAUUAAUCAAGACGAAGAUAAUUUCAAGACAAAAACCCAAAGCACAUUCCGCAACUAUGACUUGGAUUUCACUGUUGGGGUGGAGUUUGAUGAAUACACAAAGGGUCUGGACAGCAGGAGAGUUAAGACGCUGGUCACCUGGGAAGGUGAUGUCCUCGUGUGUGUGCAGAAGGGAGAGAAGGAGAACCGUGGCUGGAGGCAGUGGGUUGAGGGCAACAAGCUGUACUUGGAGCUGACCUGUGGUGACCAGGUGUGCCGUCAAGUGUUCAAAAAGAAGUGAUGGCAGCAACGGAGGCCAGCAGAGCAUGCAGAGUUCUGUGCCAUCCACCAGAAUCAACAUGGAAACCCUCCCACUCCUGACAGAACACUGUUAAAGUGCCUGGAUGUGUUUUAAACUGAAUGAGUGUAAAAUAGUGACAGGUACAGUCUUCC
Molecule: messenger RNA, 778 nt
Organism: Fukomys damarensis (Damara mole-rat)
Lineage: Eukaryota; Metazoa; Chordata; Mammalia; Rodentia; Bathyergidae
Gene: Rbp2
Product: retinol binding protein 2
Exons: 5
Coding region: 222-626 (134 amino acids)
Biological process (GO): fatty acid transport
Cellular component (GO): cytosol; nucleus
Molecular function (GO): fatty acid binding
Source: RefSeq, a predicted model, not a curated record